Mesorhabditis belari is the source of this 2307-nucleotide messenger RNA. NCBI's taxonomy places the organism in Eukaryota, Metazoa, Nematoda, Chromadorea, Rhabditida, Rhabditidae. The record is from the annotation of a GenBank genome assembly.
AUGCUCUCAAAUCUCGUCGGUGCCAUAGUGUUUUGUGCAUUUUUGCAAGUUUCAUCGGGAUGCAUGCCGGGUUAUGAAGACGAAAGAGAUCGAUUACGAGAACAUCUAGGAAUUGAAUGGAUUCCACAUGGAUUAGAUAAAAGCGGUAUUACUGAUCGACCAAUUCGACGAUCUUCUGAUUUAAAUUGUGAUUUCGAUGAUCCGAUAAAGUGCAAAUGGAAGAACUUGAGCCCGCAAAAUCAGAUGGACUCACUCGAGUUUCAUUUGUUUGAAAAGGUUGACUGGACCGAGUUCCCGGCUUUACAAAUCCAACCCGGACCCAGCAAGGUUUCCCAAGGGAAUCGCAUGAUUUUCACUGGAGAUAAGAAACGACAAGAGCAAACGGCGAUCUUUUACAGUUCUCCAAUCGGUUGUCAAAACUCGACCGGGAACUUCACGUUCACUUAUUGGGCUUACAACAAUGCUCGAGUGGAGAUCUUGUUGUAUGAAGAUCAACCAAAUGGACGAUUCAAGGAAUUGUACGAGAAGCCUUAUGUCGAUUGUGGAACAAUAAAUCUGAAUACGGAUUGUCAUGCAGAGAUCCCGCCUCGAGACACCCCGUUCAGGAUAGCCAUUCGAGCGUAUGAUAUGGCUAGCAAGGAAGGCUCUUUUGUCAUGGUUGACAACAUCAUUUACACAGCUGACUUGUGCAAGAUUGGAGUGGAUCUUGGCGAGAAUUUUGUCACUCAACCAUUGCUCACCUCAGCUAUUGGAAAGGAUAUUCAAUUGGCUAGCCAUCUCGACUGCGCCGAUUUCAAUGAGAAGUGCCGGUGGAGGAGUGGAGGACAAGCUAAUAAGAUGUGGAGACGCUCCACCUCGUCACUACCCCGAGAUUUUCUCUUCAACACCACUGGAAGCUAUAUUGGUCCAUCUGGUCCAUAUGCAGUGCUUUACAUUGAUCAAGACACGAAGGCGCCGCUUGACAUCCUCAAAUCCGAUCCAAUUCCAUGUCAAAGUCAAACCGAGAACAAGCUAACUUUCAAAUGGUGGGCUACACGAGACGUUCGACUUGAUGUUUGUGCUGUAGAGAUUGAUGGAAGAGGGGAAGAAGAAUGUCAUCGUUUACCCUCUGAAACCUCACCCGCUCCAGCUGAAGUCGCUUUUCGAAGAGCCGCCAAUAACUUUAUGAUCCAAAUCCGUGUCACUCAUUUCAAUCCCGAUUUCGACAGUGUCGUUAUCAUUGACGAUAUGACGUACAGAGCCACUCUCUGCUCGGAUCCUCUUUCCGUCUUUGAUAUCGGAGAGCAUUUUGUUUCAACACCAAUGCUCUCAAUUCUCCUUCAUCGACAUGUCAAUUCGGCAAAAGAAUUGUCUUGUGACUUCAGCAAGCGAGCCGCUGAUUGCGUCUGGGGCUCCACCGAAUAUAAUAAUGUUGAAGACAGUGAACUCCUUCCGGGAGCUUGGCAAGUUGGGCAUGGACCGCUGAACGAGGAGAAGCUAUAUUCGUUGAGUGGACAAGUGACUGUACCAGAAGGAGAGUUUGCGAUUGCCAAAUUUGAGACCGGUGGAUCGUCAUUAUUGCUAUCUGAGGUGAUCCGAUGCGUUUUGGAUGAUGUAUCGAUCUCGUUCAAUAUGUGGACAACUGGAACGGCUUCUUUACAGGUUUGCCUUGUUGAAGAGUCAUCUCCAUCACUUCUCGAUUGUCAACCAGCUACCUCCGGUCCAGUCGUUGUCGAUUUGCCCGCAAUCAGUAAACCAUUCAGAAUAGCUUUGAGAGCGAAUGCUGAAGAUCAAGGAAUGGUGAUUGUUGAUGAUAUUGAUGUUCAAGGAUCUAUUUGCCCGGCGAUUGCUCGACAAUUCGCUUCGAAACACUUCAGUCCGGCAGUUGAUCAACCGGAUCCAAAUGUUUGCCGAUUGCUUUCCUGUGAUUUCUCGGGUGGACACGCUUGUUUAUACGCGAAAGAAACGAUUCCUGGAUCGGCUCCAUUCAGGAUCUCAACAUCGGGAGCUUUUGCAAAAAUGACAAGAGGACGACCAUUAGCCGUCUUGGAAUCAGUCCCUUUCCGAUUGAAUACAAUUUCACGAUUACAUUUUAACUACAAGACUAAGGGUGAUGCGCUUCUCUAUGUCUGUAAUGAUAGUGCAAAGAAAGAGUUAGAGACGUGUUUCAAGGUUGAAGGGAACGAUGGAGAUGAUUAUAUCGAGUUGUUGCCGAGUGAUACAAAGGUCUAUCUGAUCGGUCGAUUGAACGAGGAGAGCUCGACGGGAAGGGGCUCGUUGAAGAUCACCCGGCUCAACCUCACUGAUACCAUUGAUGAGCCAGCUUGC